Molecule: messenger RNA, 390 nt
Organism: Guillardia theta CCMP2712
Lineage: Eukaryota; Cryptophyceae; Pyrenomonadales; Geminigeraceae
Exons: 6
Coding region: 1-390 (129 amino acids)
Source: RefSeq, a predicted model, not a curated record
AUGAGACAUGAUGAGGACGCCGCAAUGCGGAGCCGUGAGCUAGUGCCGGUGACGGUGGCUGCGAUGAUGGCGGCAGCAUUGCUCAUGGCCAUGCGGUCCCAUCCCGGGCCCCAAAGAGAGGAGUUGCAGGAGAGCAUGGGAGAUCGCUAUGGGAUGGACAGAUACGCGAAGAUGGAGCGCAAGGCAGCUGACUUGAUUCACUCACAUGAAGUGAACUCUGGGAGCUUGCGGGGUUCUAGAAACCGAGAGGCUCUCAUGCGCAUUCGAAAGUAUGAGAGGAGGGAGCGUUUGCGACGAAUCGAGGAAGAGAUUCGUCGAUACGGCCUCGCUGGUGAAGAGGAAAGGCAGAUGGGUCAAGGAGGGAUCGAGGCAGGACGAAGGAGGGAGUGA